This is a messenger RNA of Drosophila takahashii, 1335 nucleotides long. The record is from RefSeq and is a predicted model, not a curated record. NCBI's taxonomy places the organism in Eukaryota, Metazoa, Arthropoda, Insecta, Diptera, Drosophilidae.
UUGGUGGGCAGGUCGAUGACGAAAGCAAGUUCGGAGAUUCAGAGAUGGAGCAUCGCGCAAUCCGGCUGCUAUAAAAGCUGCGGCCCUCUUGGAGUGGAUCAUCAGUUGGCUUCCAGCUUCCUCAUCUGCUACGUGAAGUUCCCCAGUUUUCAACCCCCAAGCAAGAAACUUCCAGCAAUGAAGAUCUUUGUGUGUCUCCUGGCUGCUUUGGUUGCCACCUCAUCGGCUGGCUUCAUCGGUGGAUCCGGCGGCGGCGGCGGUGGUGGCCACCAGGAGGUGAAGACCAUCCAGGUCAUCCACCAGGAGGGUGGCGGCUACUCCGGCGGUGGUCAUGGCGGCUACUCCGGCGGUGGCCACCAGGAGAUCAAGACCGUCAAGGUCAUCCACCAGGAAGGUGGUGGCUACUCGGGCGGCGGUCAUGGUGGCUACUCGGGCGGUCACGGCGGCUACUCCGGCGGUGGCCAUCAGGAGGUGAAGACCGUGAAGGUUAUCCAUGAGGAGGGUCACGCUCUGGGCGGCGGUGGCGGCUAUGCCGGUGGCUUCUCCGGUCAUGGACAUGGACACGGUGGCCACCAGGAGGUCAAGCUGGUCAAGGUCAUCCACGAGGAGGGCGGUCACGGCGGUCACGGCGGUCACGGCGGUCACGGACAUGGCGGUGGAUACUCGCAUGGCGGAUUUUCGGGCGGUCACCAGGAGGUUAAGACUGUGAAGGUGAUCCACCAGGAAGCUGGCGGUCAUGGUGGCUACUCUGGCGGCGGACAUGGUGGAUACUCCGGUGGUCAUGGAGGCUACUCCGCGGGUGGUCAUCAGGAGAUCAAGACCGUGAAGGUCAUCCAUGAGGAGGGACACGCUCUGGGCGGCGGCGGCGGCUAUGCCGGUGGCUUCUCCGGUCAUGGACAUGGACACGGUGGCCAUCAGGAGGUUAAGACCAUCAAGGUCAUUCACGAGGAGGGCGGUCACAGCCACGGCGGUCACGAUCACGGCCAUGGCGGCGGUUUCGAGGAGGUCAAGACCAUCAAGGUCAUUCACGAGGAGGGCGGACACGGACACGGACACGCCCACGGCCAUGGACCCGCCCCCAUCAGCAUCAGCAACGAGUACCUGCCGCCCAGCAACGAGUACCUUCCCCCAAUUUCCGCUCCACAGCCCGGCUAUCUGCCACCCUCCUCCAGCUGGAAGUGAUUUCGAUUCGAUUCGAUUCGAGCCAUACUGAUCCUUGAGUCUUGUUAAGUAGUUUUAAGCCUCCUUUUUUUUGUACCAACCCAUAUUUUUUUACUGUUGUACCCAUCUUACUUCACCUGUUGAACGAAAAUAUACCAUCUGUAAAUUAUAAAA